Solanum pennellii is the source of this 498-nucleotide messenger RNA. RefSeq lists its product as uncharacterized. The record is from RefSeq and is a predicted model, not a curated record. The transcript has 2 exons. Bases 1 to 498 code for a protein of 165 amino acids. Lineage: Eukaryota; Viridiplantae; Streptophyta; Magnoliopsida; Solanales; Solanaceae.
AUGAAUAGAACUCUUCUUGAGAAGGAUCAUUGUAUGCUCUUACAAGCCAACAUGUCCAAAGAAUUUUGGGCUGAAGCAGUUCAUAAUGCUUCUCAUAUUGCCAAUCGAUCUCCAGCAUCACCAAUUCAUGUUAAGAUUCUGAAUGAGGUCUGGUCAGGUGAACUCUCUAACUAUUCAUACUUGCGAAUAUUUGGGUGUCCAUCUUAUUAUCAUAUUAAUGAAGGAAAGCUUGAACCAAGGGCUAAAAAGGUCAUAUUUGUAGUUUGUAUAGAUGUUACCUUUGACGAAUCCUCUAUACUUGAUCCUCAUAAAAUUUUUAUGGAUUUAUCAAGAAACGAGAACAAUGAGCAGGUGGAGCUAACGGUGGAGCUUACCAAGACAUUGGAUCAAGAUACUCAAAUUGAUGAGUCAAAAGAUGCAGAUCUUAAAGAACUUGCUUCCAAUGAACAAUAUAAAAUUGCGAAGGGAACGGAAAAAAGACAGAUACGGAAACCGUAA